AUGACCGGAAAACAACAAGCAGUGACUUGUAAGUGGGCAGGGGCUGGUUGCACCCACCCUGCUCCUCCACGGCCCGUCAUCAGCGAGUCCUGCAGAUCGCGGAGCGGUCCUAUAAGCGCUUCUCCAGCAGACCUGCGGACACUUUCCCCGCAGUACGAUGAGUUGGCUCAUUACGGAGGCGCGAUGGACGGAGUCGGAGUCCCCACUUCCAUGUACGGAGAACCGCACGCCCCACGGCCCCUGUCCCAGGUCCACCAUCUGAACCACGGGCCGCCGCCGCACCCGACGCAGCAUUAUGGAGCCCACGCGCCGCACAACAUCAUGCCCAGCAGCAUGGGCAGCGCCGUCAACGACGCACUGAAGAGAGACAAGGACCAAAUCUAUGGCCACCCUUUAUUCCCUCUGCUGGCUCUGGUGUUCGAGAAGUGCGAGCUGGCGACCUGCACGCCCAGAGAGCCCGGGGUGGCGGGAGGAGACGUCUGCUCCUCUGACUCCUUCAACGAAGACAUAGCUGUGUUUGCAAAACAGAUUCGCGCAGAGAAGCCUUUAUUUUCUUCCAACCCAGAGCUGGAUAACUUGAUGAUUCAAGCUAUUCAAGUCCUACGAUUUCACCUCCUGGAAUUAGAGAAGGUCCACGAGCUUUGUGAUAACUUCUGCCACCGGUACAUCAGCUGCCUGAAAGGCAAAAUGCCCAUUGACCUGGUCAUAGAGGAGCGAGAUGUCUGCAAGUCGGACUUUGACGACCUCUCGGGAUCCUCCACCAACCUGACAGAUCACAACCCAGCUUCCUGGAGAGACAUGGAUGACGCCCACUCCACACCCUCUGUGGGCACCCCGGGACCGUCCAGUGGGGGACAUGUCUCCCAGAGCGGAGACAACACCAGUGAACUCGGAGAUGGCCUCGACAACAGCUUGGCAUCACCAGGCACGGGAGACGAGGAUGACCAGGACAAAAAGAGGCAGAAGAAACGAGGCAUCUUCCCCAAAGUGGCCACAAAUAUAAUGAGAGCAUGGCUCUUCCAACAUCUUACGCACCCGUACCCCUCAGAGGAACAGAAAAAGCAGCUAGCACAAGACACAGGACUCACCAUCCUUCAAGUGAACAACUGGUUUAUAAAUGCAAGGAGGAGAAUAGUCCAACCUAUGAUUGACCAGUCCAACAGAGCAGUGAGUCAGGGUACAACUUACAGUCCAGAUGGUCAGCCAAUGGGAGGCUUUGUUCUUGAUGGGCAGCAGCACAUGGGUCUCCGACCUGGAGGGCCAAUGGGUGGCGUGGGUAUGAACAUGGGCAUGGACGGGCAAUGGCACUACAUGUAAACCCGCUACCCUGAAGCGAGCUGGAAAACAAGGCCUCCAUGGUUGGCUCAGGGAUCUUCUUCCACCUGGCUGUGGCGCUCAGCAUGGAGCUGCCUCUGCCCCCGCAUCAAACCCACCUGACUGUCAAACUCACCUGAUCACUCCUGCCUCACCUUGCUGGAGCCCGCACGGAGCGCGAUGUAGAUGAUCACCAUGGAAACGCCCAAUCUUUGGACCAGAGGCCGCCUUCAAACUUUGACUGUAAAGUGAACAUAGACUCAGUGUGGUCGAGGAGCGUGGCGGCUGCGCGGACUUCACAGCGAACAGAAGCAGUUUGACACAGUUCCUCUAUUUCCUUUUAAAUUAUUUAUUUAUUUUUCUACAACGGCGAACCACGGAAAAGACGACUUCUCUUUGUUUUUUUUUAAGUAGGCUAAAGCUUUAGCCUUCCCCUAAACAAAAAAAAUAAAAUAAAACACAGAGUGAAACUGUACAAAGAAACACCCCCUCCUUUAAAGAUAAAGGACAAAAACUGGAAUAUCUUUAAAUCUGAGACUCGCCGAGAACUGUAGCCUAGCCUAAUUGUUGUGCUGUGUAAAUAUGUGCUCUUUAUUUGGCUGGUCGUCUCCAUGUAUGCGCUUGCGAUCACUAGACUAGAUGUUACAGUGAGCUUUUACCACUGAUGUGUUCUUUUUAAAUCACAACUAAAACCAAACUUUUUUAAGAAAACCCUCUGAAUGUUUGUUUUUGUUUAUUUCUGCACUCCAUCCCUGUCUUCUUUACUUGUGUUUUUAGACAGGGGCUGAAACUACUUGCUGAGGGAAGGUGACUUGAUGGA
Micropterus salmoides (largemouth bass) is the source of this 2134-nucleotide messenger RNA. It is a transcript of the gene meis2b, whose product is annotated as Meis homeobox 2b. Gene Ontology annotation, molecular function: RNA polymerase II cis-regulatory region sequence-specific DNA binding; DNA-binding transcription activator activity, RNA polymerase II-specific. The record is from RefSeq and is a predicted model, not a curated record. The transcript has 13 exons. Gene Ontology annotation, biological process: embryonic pattern specification; brain development; positive regulation of cell population proliferation. Lineage: Eukaryota; Metazoa; Chordata; Actinopteri; Centrarchiformes; Centrarchidae. The coding region runs from base 1 to 1317 and encodes 438 amino acids.